Stegostoma tigrinum is the source of this 536-nucleotide messenger RNA. Its product is annotated as C-C motif chemokine 20-like. Gene Ontology annotation, biological process: lymphocyte chemotaxis; G protein-coupled receptor signaling pathway; chemokine-mediated signaling pathway. Lineage: Eukaryota; Metazoa; Chordata; Chondrichthyes; Orectolobiformes; Stegostomatidae. Gene Ontology annotation, cellular component: extracellular region. Gene Ontology annotation, molecular function: chemokine activity; CCR chemokine receptor binding. The record is from RefSeq and is a predicted model, not a curated record. The coding region runs from base 58 to 366 and encodes 102 amino acids. The transcript is spliced from 4 exons.
UGACCUAACAACACGUUCGACAGCAAAGACAACUGGGAAACAGAACGAUAGCCAGCAAUGAGUGUUCACAGGAAACUGGUGCUGGCGACUGUCCUGUCACUGAUAACGCUGAGCAUGGAUAGCUUCUUAGUAACAUCAUAUUCGAUGUAUAGCGACUGCUGUCUCCGUUAUUCAAGGGGCCGAAUUCCUUUAAAGAUGAUCUCUGGUUAUGUGGAACAGCAAUCCAAUGAAAUAUGCGAGAAAGAUGCAAUCAUAUUCUACACAGUUGGAGGUCGGGCAGUGUGUGCAGAUCCAGAUGACAAAUGGGUGAAAAGAGCUCUCCGUUAUUUGAGCAAAAAGCUGGAAGAAUUGUCACAUUCGGACUGACAACAUCUCCAAGACGAUUAAGCAGCUGUAUCAGUUCAAUUUAUCACACUUCAAUCCUUCCUACAUAGUAUCUAUGUACCGUUAACAUUUUGUAGAACACUGCACACUUCUAACUUAUUAUCAAUUGAUAUGUAAGCUUUUUGAAUUGUAUGUUCCAUUGAACAUGAAUA